Molecule: messenger RNA, 1713 nt
Organism: Hevea brasiliensis (rubber tree)
Lineage: Eukaryota; Viridiplantae; Streptophyta; Magnoliopsida; Malpighiales; Euphorbiaceae
Product: probable LRR receptor-like serine/threonine-protein kinase At3g47570
Exons: 2
Coding region: 1-1713 (570 amino acids)
Molecular function (GO): protein binding
Source: RefSeq, a predicted model, not a curated record
AUGGAGUUGGGAUACUUUUGGUCAUUUUUCUACUUCUAUGCCGCCAUUUUCUUCCUGUGCCUUGGUCUGACUGAUUGCGCGCUUGGUGGGAAUGAGACAUACCGGUUGGCUUUGCUUGAAUUCAAGGCCGGGAUAACUCAUGACCCCCUUGGAGUUAUGAGCUCAUGGAAUGAUUCCAUGAACUUUUGCCAGUGGCAAGGUGUUACUUGUGGUCGCAGACACCAGAGAGUCAUUUCACUGAAUCUCAUGUCUCUGCAGCUUGCAGGCUCCAUAUCACCGCAUAUUGGAAAUUUGAGCUUUUUAAGGGAGUUGCAUCUUGCUAACAAUAGCUUCAGUCAAGAAAUCCCUUCUGAAAUUGGUUUUCUAAGCAGACUGCAGUAUCUCUAUCUCCACAAUAAUUCGCUUGGCGGUACAAUUCCAUCAAAUUUAUCCAGAUGCUCCAACCUUAUCAAUCUUAAUGUGAUAAACAACCAGCUUGUUGGAGAAAUACCUAUGGAGAUUGGAUCCCUUUCAAAGCUCAGAUUUUCUUUAGCAAUGCGCAACAACCUGACAGGAACUAUCCCAUCUUCCUUUGGCAACUUAUCAUUCCUUGAGACACUUGGUGCAGCCCAGAAUUACUUCAGUGGAAGUAUUCCCAAUGCUCUAGGCAAACUAACGACUACUAAGGCGCUUGCCUUGUCUUCAAACACAUUUUCUGGUACAAUCCCUUCUUCAAUUUUCAAUCUCUCCUCUCUAAAAGAUUUAUAUUUAGGAGACAACCCACUCCAUCCUGGCAGUCUUCCCUCCAAUCUAGGAAUCUUACUUCCAAAUCUUCGACGGCUUGGAAUGUACAAGGUGCCUACUUUUGGGAACUCACAUGGGCUUCUAUACUUUUAUAUCCAAUCCAACUUCCUUGGAAGUGGGGGAGUUAAUGACUUGAGUUUUCUCUCCUCGUUAACCAAUGCCACAAAGUUACAACUUUUGGCUGUGAACAACAAUAAUUUUGGAGGGAUGUUGCCUCAACAAAUUAACAAUUUCUCAACUAUGCUUGAUACUAUGUGGUUUCAUGACAAUCAUAUAUUUGGAAACAUACCAGCAGGGUUACAAAAUCUCAUCAACUUAAUCUACUUCAGGGCGGCAAUAAAUCAGCUCUCAGGUAAAAUUCCAACUGUAAUUGGAGAGCUUCAAAAUCUAGGGCCAGUGGAUUUAAGUUUUAAUAAGUUAUCGGGGCAUAUUCCAGCUUCUAUUGGGAACUUAACCAAUUUAUAUGCAAUUUCUUUAGCAAGAGACAAUCUGCAGGGUGACAUUCCUUCUAGUCUUGGAAACUACCAAAAUUUGCAAGAGUUGCAUUUGUCUUAUAACAAUCUAAGCGGUUCCAUACCCGCACAAGUUAUAGGCCUUUCUUCCUUGUCGGUUUACCUAGACUUGUCUCAUAAUCGAUUGAGUGGUGUCCUUGCCUUACAAGUUGGAAAUCUGAAAAAUUUAAAUGAACUCCAUUUAUCUCAGAACAUGUUGUCAGGUGAGAUUCCUAGCAGUCUGGGUAGUUGCGUGAUGUUAGAAUUUCUAUUCAUCCAAGGAUCCAUUCCUUCAUCUCUGAGCUCACUGAGAGGCCUUCAAGAAUUAGAUAUUUCAAACAACAAUUUAACAGGUCAAAUUCCAGAAUUUUUAGGGGACUUAAUCUACUUGGAAGUUUUGAAUCUAUCUACAACAAUUUUGAGGGUGUGGUAUCAGUAA